Messenger RNA from Saccharomyces kudriavzevii IFO 1802, 2010 nucleotides. RefSeq names its product formin-binding protein HOF1 (gene HOF1). Gene Ontology annotation, molecular function: protein binding; phospholipid binding. The transcript has a single exon. The record is from RefSeq and is a predicted model, not a curated record. Gene Ontology annotation, cellular component: cytoplasm; plasma membrane; mitotic actomyosin contractile ring, proximal layer. Gene Ontology annotation, biological process: cytoskeleton organization. Bases 1 to 2010 code for a protein of 669 amino acids. Lineage: Eukaryota; Fungi; Ascomycota; Saccharomycetes; Saccharomycetales; Saccharomycetaceae.
AUGAGCUAUAAUUAUGAGGCUUGCUUUUGGGAUCCAAACGACAAUGGCGUGAACAUCCUCCUGAGUCAUAUUUCUCAGGGAAUAAAGUCGUGCGAAUCAAUGAUACAUUUCUUCAAGCAGCGUAGUGAACUGGAGAAGGAUUAUGCCAGACGGCUUGGAGCCAUCACUGGGAAACUAGACAAAGAUAUGGGAACGAACGUGGAGUAUGGAAAGUUGAAUGGGGCGCUAAAUGUGGUGCUCAAUGCUGAGAAAGCCAGGGCCCAAUCGCAUUCGAAGCAAAGCGAGAUCCUUUUCAGACAAGUGUACACAGAUACAAAGGCUUUCGCCGGUAACCUGCAAGCAAGAUACACUACGUUAAGCGGUAAGAUUGAAAGAUUACGAAUGGACAAGUUUAACAAGAAAAAGGGAUGUGAGGUGCUGCAAAAGAAACUGCAGGACGCCCAGAUCAGAGCCAGAGACUUACAAUUGAAUGAGAAUAACAUGAUUGGAGCCAAGAGAGCAGAACAUAACAAGAGAGAACUAUUGAAGUGGGAGUCGAACUCACAAGAAUACCACGUCCAACUGGAUGUUUUGAAACAGGAAUAUAAGGCCUCGCAGAAAUUUUGGAUACACGAGUGGGCGCAGCUAUCGUGCGAGUUACAAGAAAUGGAGAGCGCGAGAGUAUCCUUUUUACAAUCGAAAUUACAGCAAUUUGCAGCUUCAUCGAUGGAAACAUAUAUUUUAGAACAAACAAAAAUGGACAUGUUAACCACGCACCUCAAUUCCUUUACCGCAGCAGACGAAAUAUCAACGUUUUCAAAAGAAAACGGAACUGGCAGGCUGAGACAUAAGAAUUCCAAGGGCGACAUGGCUUCCAGUUCCAAUUGGGCCCAAAUGAGCAGCACAUCCACGACAAGCAAGAAAAGUGAGUCGUAUAUGGAUAAUAUAAGAAAACUUUCCUCUCAAUUGAAGGAAACAGAAAACAGGAGAAAACUGGCUCCCGUAGCUGUAUACGAGAAACCACUGCCAUCUCCAGAAGUCGCGAUUUCGAAGCAAUUUAGAAGUUCCACUCCCGUCAUACGCAAUGAGAUAAAAUCCGUUGCUGAUCCCGCAUUGUCCUUGAGAUCUUCGCAUAUUCGAAUACAAAACACGACCACGGACGACCCCCCUACAAAAGGCGAAGCUAGUCGGUCAGGAGCAGUUCAUCAGGACAAACAUUUGAAAUCCGAUGAGCAUCUGGGGAAUUCUGACGAAGAUUUUCCAGUGGCGCCUAAAGGAGAUGGAUCAUUAACUUCACCAUCGGAAUCAAGUUCUUCUAACCCAACGGAUUUUAGUCAUAUCAAAAAGAGACAAAGUAUGGAAUCUAUGACCACAUCGGUUAGUUCAAUGGCCAAUAGUAUAGACGACUCACAAAGGUUUGCUAAAUCCUGGAACUCAACGAAUAGAAAGAGGAAAUCAAUGAGCCAUUUGCAAGUACCCACGUCGUCUUCGAGAUCCGACAAUGAAGAAAGGACCUGUGUUUCCGAGUGUGGCCGUGAAGAACGUGAUUAUGGUACAAUGAGAGAUACCAGUGCAAGCACAAUCUUGUUCAAACCUCCCGCAGCAGUGAGAGGGAUGUCUAAGGGACAUACGCAUAGAAAAUCCAUGAUAUUGCAGGAUUCAAGCAAUCCGAUUGAAGACGCAUUAUACGAAAUGGAAAGAAUCCAAAGUAGUUCCAAAGCAGGUGCGAAAACAGGAAACGUAAUGAGCGAGAGAGGCAUGGUGAGGGAUAACGGCAUCACUGUUACUUUGCCUAUUGUCACGAGUGAAGGUUUUCCAGUUAUCGAAUAUGCCAAGGCCAUGUACCCAUUGGUAGGAAAUGAGGCACCUGGACUAGCCAAUUUCCACAAGGGCGACUACAUGUUGAUCACUGAGAUCGUCAACAAAGACUGGUAUAAAGGCGAAGUCUAUGAUAACGAUCGAAUCGACAGAGACCACCGAGUCGGGUUGAUUCCCUAUAAUUUCAUACAACUACUGCAUCAAGGACCCUGA